This is a messenger RNA of Guyanagaster necrorhizus, 960 nucleotides long. RefSeq lists its product as uncharacterized. NCBI's taxonomy places the organism in Eukaryota, Fungi, Basidiomycota, Agaricomycetes, Agaricales, Physalacriaceae. The transcript is spliced from 2 exons. The coding region runs from base 7 to 642 and encodes 211 amino acids. Gene Ontology annotation, cellular component: nucleus. The record is from RefSeq and is a predicted model, not a curated record.
CGUACCAUGACCUCGUUGAUCCCAAAACGUUUUCUGGCGCGGUAUUACGCCAGUUCUGCGCCCUCACCCUCUUCUCUGAAAAAAUGGGGUAUAUUUGGGUCGCCGUCAUCCAAAUCUAUCCUGGAUGACGAUUCGCCCGUGAAACUGGAUCUAUCAGAGGAUAAUGAUGUGGUGAACCGUGUCCGGGCGUCGACACCCCCCGUCCAUCGUCGCAAGCCACCAAAGGAAGCGACACCUGAAGAGUAUAUUCGCCACCGAAAGGCGAUGAGGAAACGGUUCCCAGAUGGCUGGAAUCCUCCGCGAAAGAUAUCACGAGAAGCGAUGGACGGGCUUCGAGAGCUGCACCAGUUCGACAGGGCCAAGUUCAACACUGAGGUCCUCGCCGAUAAAUUCAAGAUAAGCCCUGACGCAGUGAGACGGAUCCUGAAGGGGCGAUGGGAGCCUAGCAGAGAACGGCGAAUCGAGAUGAGGGCGAAAGAGCGGAAAGGGACGGCCGAGUUCGUGAGACUGAGCCAGCUGAGGGAGAGACUCGAAGCGGAGAAGCUCUGGAAAGAGAAGAAUAUGGUCGAUUCUCAUCUCCCACCGGGCCGCUCCGAUCAGAUUUCUGGCCUUAAUUCCAACGACAGAUUCACCUUCGACUAGCACCCCCUGGUCCCCUUACGUUCCUAUUCAUUGCCUUUUGAAUCGGACACUGCUCUCGCGAUCGUCCUCACGCUGCGGAACCGUCGCAGAACAGGCUUGCUAGUGCGCCCUAGCACCCAGAUCCUCGUUUAGUUCCGGAAACGUCAUGCCUGUACUUCAUUUCGCUAUCAGACUCGUUUCAAGCCGCCUGUCGUAUUCUCUUAUUGCGUUAAUACCCAUCUAUCUUUCCUAGUUCACUAUUUAUUUUAAGGCGCUGCUGUGAUUUCCUUACGGCCUUUACACUGACUAGGCACGUUUGGCGCCACCUCGUGCUCGGUC